Messenger RNA from Prorocentrum cordatum, 5207 nucleotides. The record is from the annotation of a GenBank genome assembly. Lineage: Eukaryota; Dinophyceae; Prorocentrales; Prorocentraceae.
AAGCGCCCUGGGCUCGAGACUGUGUCCUUGGGCAGGGCGGCGCUUAGGGCGGUCGGCGGGCGGGCAAGCUGGACCCGUGGCCAGCGGGGCGGCGAGGGCAUGCAGCAUCCCCCGGCCAUCGACGAGGAUGAAGCGGAUCCCUCGGCAGGGCUCAAGAUGAUGAGGCGAUCCUCGACGGAGCUGCCAGGGGCCGCCAAGGAGCUCCUGGGCGUGAGGAUGAGCAGGAGAUCCACCCUCGACCUGGGCGGGGACUUCACCGAGAAGGCGCCCGAGGAGCAGCACGAGCACGACGACCCCGAUGCCCACGGGGAGCACGGGCACGCCGAGAAGCCGCAGUCUAUCCUGACGGCUGGAGCGUCCGCGGUGAUCAAUUUUCUCUUGAUGUUUGGGCUCUGCUGCGCCUACGGCAUGAUCCUGUUCGAGGACGAGUGGAACGCCAGGCACCGAGGGCUCGGUGUGAAGAUCAACUUGGCGACGGCCCUCGUCGCGGGUCUCAUCCUCGCCUCUUUCUCGAAGGUGCCCGUCGCCAUCGGCGGCCCCGACCUUAACCCCGUAGUGUUCUUGGGAAUGUUGGCGCAGACGAUCGCGAAGGAGGUUGCGACCAAGCAUGGAUUUGGCGACGCGUAUCCGGGAGGGAGUUCGACCUGCCCAGGGGAAAAGCCGCUGACUUUCUGUGAGGGCGGCGUUUUCACGUCGAGCGCUCCAGUCGCCCCCGACGACCUCGCUGGUUUCGCAGACGCCGCAGAGUACGCCGAAGCUUGCGAUCUCUACCACGAAGAGCUCCGAGCUACAGUGAUAUUCACCGUGUCCGCGACCUCGGCUGGGCUCGGCCUAGUGUUCUUCGUUCUGGGAAAAUUCAGGCUCACCCGUUUCCUGAGCUACAUCCCCAUACAUAUCAUGGAGGCGUUCCUUGCGUGCAUCGGUUACAAGGUCUUCAAGUACUCGCUCGAGUUCUGCAAGUACGAGCCAACACAGUUUGUUCCCGCAGCUUGCGUCGGCGUGCCGCUUUACUUUGUAAAGGCGCUGCACAUUGGCAACCCAGCGGUUGUUAUCCCGCUCAUGUUAUUGAUCCCUCUCGGCAUAUUCUACGCAAUCGUUUUCGGACCAAUGCAGGAAGACUUGCACGGAAUGCGCAAGGAGAAUUGGAUGUUUGAAGAACUCGUGAACGCUGAGUUCUGGUCACCGUGGGAAAACGGGCUGUACAUGUCGUGGGGCAAGAUAGAUUUCAAAGCGUUCGCCGCGGCGCUUGGGGACUUGCCGGUGAUGAUCAUAGUCUGCGGCUUGGAUUGCGCGCUCAAGCUGUUCAACACCGAUACCAAGCUCCCAGUGAAAACGGACAAGGAUUACGAGGUCAAGCUCUACGCCGCAACAAACGUCUUAACCACAAUGGGCGGCUUCUCUGUCGGGUACAUGCAGCUGAAGUUCAACGUGAUAAACUUCGGCGUCAUGGGUAACGCCAGCGACCGGCGCGGUGGCAUGAUGUAUGCGUUGUUAUGCGGCUUGUGUUUUUUUGGGAGCACCGACCCGUUCAACUACCUCCCUCGUUUCUUCCUAUCGACGCUGCUCUUCUUCGCUGGAGCCGGCUUCAUCGCCGAAAACUUGUGGGGAUCCCGGAAAUUCUUGUCGGCGAUGGAAUGGUUUCAGGUCCUCCUGAUCAUCGCUUGUUUUAUCGUGUCGAGUUCCCUGCUCGUAGCCGUCGUCGUCGGCGGCAUUAUGGCGGCCUGCAAAUUCGUGGCGGACAUAUCGAAGGUGCCGACCCUCAUCGGAGAAGAGCUUCUGAUGGGCGACAAAAUCAUCUCGCACAUUCGGCGCCCCCCAGCUGAUUCUCUGUGCGUGCGGCAUCUGUCUCAGCACUUUCUGCUGGUUGCCCGCCUCAAGGGCUUCCUGUUCUUCGGGUCAGCCCAGUCGCUCGGCGACGCUGUCAUCGCUUGCAUAAACGAGCGGGCCGGCUCCCCGCAGGCAAUUCGCUUCAUCGCAAUGGACUUUACGAUGGUUGACGGGCUGGACGCUUCGGCCGCCAAGUGCCUCGGGAGGGUGACGAAGGCGGCCCAGGAGAAGGGAGUGCGGAUUCUCUGGUGCGGGGCCAAAAUAAGUAUAGUUUCGAGGCUCAAUGCCAGCGGCACCAUCACCAGCCACAAGCACUUGUUCGACGACCUUGGUUUUGCGCUGGCGUUUGUGGAGAAUAAGUUCAUUGCCCACAUCACAACUUGCCAAAGGCUCUGGCUGAAUUUGCACCCUGGGUUUGCAGUUUUCCGUGGACUGCUGGCACAACAGGCAGAGUUCGAGCCCUUCCAGGACAUCCUGACCUCGGAUGCCAGUCGCUGGGGGUGCCCCUGGGGAUUCUGCAACAGGGUCAGCUUCAAGAAGCACGAGACCAUUCUCUGGAGCCCCGGCAAGUGCGACGACCUCUUUCUCAUUCACUCGGGAGCAGUUGGCCUCUUCACGAGCAUCCCGGAGGAGGUGGGCGGCAGUUGGGGCGAUCUCGUGGUUACGUACGAGCGGGGCAGCCUUUUGAACCGGGAGGCAAUCGGGCUGCAGGAGUCCAACGAUUACUUCGCCAUCGCGCUGGAGGACGGGGAGGCCCUGUCGUGGAACCAGGCCCAGCUGCGCCUGCUGCAGGAAAAGCAGCCCGCAAUUGCGACAGCGCUGCAGAGAGCGGUGUUGCUGCAGGAAGCCCAGGAUGCACGGCACCAGGGCAUGGGCCCGCACGCCAUCCCGAUGUCCGUCAAGGGGCGUUCUGUCGCUGGGUCUGCCGGUGAGCGCAGGCUGCCGGGCAGCUUGCGGCGGCUCAGGGCUGGCAUCGCCACGGCCCGGUGGCUGGGGCGGUUGGGCCUCUUCGUGGCGGAUGAGUCGCGGCUGGAGGACACCUUGUGCCCGCCGCUGCCGCAGGCUGCGGUGGAGGUGCUGAGGACAGCCUUCUUCACGUUCUCCGAGGGCGGCAGCCUAAGCGCCACCAAGGCGGCUGCCGCGUUGAGGUACGCUGGGAUUCACGAUUGCGUGCUGCGGGACGACGCCGACCGGUCCCUCUCAGAGGCUGAGUUCAUGGAGCUUGGACACGAGGCGGCAAUGAUGCGGCUGGACGCGUCCCAAGAGGCGACGCUCCAGAAUCUCUUCACGCAGCUAGCGUCGUCCAACGGUGAAUUCACGGCCAUUCCGCUUCGCAAGUUGAUUGAGCUAUUUGAGGCGAGAACUGGCCAGAGCGAAUCACUGGAAGUCGUAGUCGGCGUCGCCAGCGUCUGGAUGCCUGACGGGCGCAGUGAAAUCAAUGCCGAGUCCUUCGUCCACAUCAUGUCUCGGAUUACGAUGCUGCACAUGAGGUAUUGGCGCAUCUUGACCAGUUUUGAGGAAGUGGUGAAGGCGGGUGCUCCUGCCGGCAGCGAAGAUGCAGACACGAUCACCGCUCACAUGCUAGUCGCUACGAACAGAACUAGCGUCGAAGGACGUGAUCCUGGCAGUGAUCCUGGCAGUCUUUCUCACCAUGUCGGGAACCGGGUUUCUUGGAAUCGGCAGGUUUCGCCCAUUGGCGAAGAGAAGGCCGCGGAGAUGAUUGAGGCGGCAAGUUUUCUGCGCGAGGUUGGUUCCGACCAGUCAGUCGACGUGUUCGAUGUCGCGUCUCUCCUUUCUAUUUUUUUGGCCCCACACCCUAGACCGCUGCCUCCGAAGCCGAAGACCGUGGAUUCAUCGGCGGCUUGGAAGAAGCCGCCACUCCAGAACAGCAUGAGCCGCUGCAAGUCCGAGAUGGCGAUGGGCAUGUCCAGGGAUUGGACCGAGCUGCAUCUCGAUUCGAGCAUUGUCGGCGGGGGUUAUGGGGAGGUCAACCUCGCAUCAGUGGCCUCAUCGCGCAGUUCUUUGAGUUACUCCAGCACGGACCAUGAUCUCAUGACCCGCGUGCCCGAGGAGUUGGAUGCCGUAUCUUGCGCGGGCUAUCUGCACGCCUUCCUCGAGAAUCCAGAAUCGAGCAGGUGUGCCGCGGUAUUCUCGCUCGUGAUGGCUCUGCUCAUCAUGGUCUCGGUCCUGACGCUCGUGAUGGAGCCCCUGAUAUCUCCAGGCCCAGACAUCUCCCAGUCGGAGCAGGACGUCUGGUUUGCCGUGGACGGCUUCUUCAGCGUCGCCUUCACCGUCGAGUUCGUCCUCAGGUUUGCGGUGACCAACGCGUCGGGACGGCAGACCCACGCGGACUUCCUGAAGGCUCCGCUCAACCUGGCCGACCUCGUGGCGGUCCUGCCGUGGUACGUCGAAGUGGCGACGAGGGGGAACGCCGCGGCGGCGCAUUUCCGGCUGCUCCGGGUGGCCAGGCUGAUGCGCCUGGCCCGCGUCGUGCGGCUUGGAAGGCUGGCGCGCAGGUCGGCGGUGAUCGCGCCAAUCGCCGUGAUCCUCGUCGUCAUCUGGGGGAUUUUCCUCAAGAACGGCCUGAGCUCCACCUGCUAAGAGAGAGAGUAGCAGGUGGACGGGGGAGCGGGCGGAGGACGAGGGGGGCCCGCGAGAGGGGGGAGGAGGGGCGGGCCCCGCUGGCCCGCUGGCACGAGGCCUUCCCGCGGGUGCGAGAGAGCACGGGCGCCCGCCGCUCAAAGUACAGCGGCCGCUCUGCGCAGCCCCAGCCUUUCUGCGCGCGCGGCGCGGGGGAGUCCCGGUAUGGGGGGAUGUUGUAAUGGUGUGACGGGUUUUGCGCGGCGAGGGUGGUGUCUUUGGCGUCUACUAGCCAGUUUGUUGGUGCCCCGUCUGGUUAGGAGCGAUUUCCAUCAUGUAGCCUUUUGCAUUGUAAGUUUUUCGCAUAAUUGCAGUGCGAACCUCUUUGAUGGAGCCGGCCACUCGUUUCUUCUCGCGCAUGUCGCGUGCCCGAAUCUGGUUUUAAUGUGAUAACGCUCCUUGUAGCGCGAGUAGCGCGCUAGUUUACGCGCAUCGGAGGCGGCCAAGCCUGCAUCCGUGCUUGACCCGCGCGUCGGCGCAGCGCAAAGCAGGGGCACUGGUCUAUACAUAUAACGGCGCACCGGGCUCGGGGGCCGAGGGCCGGAACCUCGACCGCAAAUGUCGGUGCAGGGGGCCCGGCCGGACCUUGGGGGGCCCAAAAUCGCCUCGGAGCGCGGUCCGAUGAGGAUCGGUUAAACGAUGCUCAGUUUGCCUCCUCCUGCUGCUCCUCGAGCCGUCGGUCGGGGAGUGCGUAGCGCGCGACCCGCGGGCUCGGAGGAGCAAUGCUAGUCGCAGGGAAA